Molecule: messenger RNA, 1098 nt
Organism: Symbiodinium sp. CCMP2456
Lineage: Eukaryota; Dinophyceae; Suessiales; Symbiodiniaceae
Source: the annotation of a GenBank genome assembly
GUUACUGCCCUCAUCGAUUAUGGCUACCUCGACAUGCUGGUCGACUACGACCAGCUGGAUUCUUUCUGGGAGGAAUUCUUGAAGGAUUAUCCUUUGCAUCCUGUCGCUGUGGAGCGGGAGGUGGCCAACAUGCGCUUCUGGGUCACGGCUUCGCGAGGGGACUGGAAGUAUGUUGGCCAGGCCUUCAAUCUGACGAGGCACAUGGGCAAAGAAGAGGUUUGUUGGAAGUGCAUGGCUACAAAGGGUAACGUUGAAGGCGCUGACCUGGGUUUCUGCUACACCAACUUGCAGCCAAAUGCAAAAUGGAGGGCUUCCUACGGCUUCAGCGACCCCUACGAUGUGAGGCCUGAGUUCUUGGACCUGCCAGGAUUCCAAAUGGACAUGGUCUGGCCGGACAUUCUGCACAUGUUCCAUCUGGGAACUGGAAGAGAUCUGGUUGCAUCAGCAGUAAAGGUGCUGUUGCAUGCGGGUAUGUUCAAUGGCCGAACUGUGGCGCUUCGGCUGCGUGACGCUUCGCUCAGGUUGCUGGAGUUUUCGAAAGCUCAGGGCUACACUCUUAGCAUUAGAAGGCUGACGCGGCAAAACUUGGGUUUCGAGAGAAAAGGGUAUCCGGAAAUGAUGUGCAAAGGCUACGACACUUUCGUGAUUUUGAGAUGGUUGGUCUCAGAAGUAACACAACGUCCGCCUCGGAAUCGCGAGCUUCUUUGCACGUGCUUAUGGGCUGCAGACUCCUGUCUUAGUGUUGCGAGCGCAUCUGGAAGGUACAUGACUGAAGCUGAGUACGUGCACGUCAGUACCAUCGGGAGCCUUUUCAUGAAAUCCUAUCUGAAGCUGGCAAGUACAGCUUUGGAUGCAAGGAAAAAGGUUUGGAAGCUAAGGCCGAAAUUCCACAUGCUUUACCACUUGUUCUGCGAUGGUUGCGCGAGCCGUGCAAACUUUAACUACCAUGCUACCUGGAUGGACGAGGACUACAACAAGCACGUGGUCAGGAUCAAGAAGAGCACACACAAAAGAACAGCUACUGUGUCAACGCUGAAAAGAUGGAUCCUGGGCUUGCCGGGACAGUUGGAGACGGCAAAGCUUGUGCCAGUCCGCUGA